This is a messenger RNA of Didymosphaeria variabile, 330 nucleotides long. RefSeq lists its product as uncharacterized. The coding region runs from base 1 to 330 and encodes 109 amino acids. NCBI's taxonomy places the organism in Eukaryota, Fungi, Ascomycota, Dothideomycetes, Pleosporales, Didymosphaeriaceae. The transcript has 2 exons. The record is from RefSeq and is a predicted model, not a curated record.
AUGGAAGUAAUGGCCGGCGACUGGGAAGCAAGAGCAACGCCAGGUUGGCACGUUACUAUUUUCUGCCAGGAUGACAAUGUCAACCAUGAUGACGACAACCACAGCGAAGGAGAUGAUGCAAAAGAUGAGCACUGGGAUGUUGAGAAAGACUAUGGUGAGGAAUGGUGGUUCAAACGUUGGAAGGCAAGAGUCGAGAAGAAGAGAGAGGGACAAAUCGAAAAGCAGAAUUCGUGGAAAAUUGGUGUCGUGGCGGUCAUCGGUGUUGCUAUAGCGUUCUGUAUAAUUUCCUGGUUUCCGUUUAGAAAACAUCAUACGAUAAUGAUGGAUUGA